This is a messenger RNA of Rotaria sp. Silwood2, 2574 nucleotides long. Lineage: Eukaryota; Metazoa; Rotifera; Eurotatoria; Philodinida; Philodinidae. The record is from the annotation of a GenBank genome assembly.
AUGGCAGAUAACUACUUGAUUAUCAUAUAUCGUGGACAAUCAAAUAGAUGUCCGACUCCUGCUCCUGAAAUGAAGAUUAAAGACUUCAUUAAUUUGCUCAAGGAAGAUUUCGACAGUAAUACGACUAAGUCCUUCAAUCUGUUUUAUAACAAGGAUCGAUUGUUGCCAUCACGAACAAUUCAUGAAUAUGGUCUCAAGUCAGGCACCGAGCUUCGAUUGGAAGAAAGCGUAUCUCAAGCUUCUAUAAGUAUUUGUAUUCAAACAUUAGCUGGUGAACAGUGUGAAUAUAAUAUGAACGACAAUGCUACUCUGGAGGAUUUAUAUUCUAAACUCCUUACUGAUGAGAAAUUCUCGUUUACCAAAACUUUUCCAAUUCUCUUCAAUCAUCGUAUGCACCUUUGGAAAUCGAAGGAAUUACUUACAAGUUACUUGAAACUACAUAAACGCAAUAAUGAGUCCCAAAACAAAGUUCCAGAUUUUUAUCUAUUUGAAUGUCAACGUCAAUUUGAAACAAACUAUCUUAACUACCAAAAAGCAGAAGAAGGUGAACUAUUUCUGGCUCAUGAUUUUUGGCAACCGUUCGGCUGUGUGGCACAAAAUAAAAUGGCCAUGUCAAUAUUCCUUAUUUCAUUGAGAGUUCUAAAGAUUGCAUUUUUAAGUCCAUCGGAGACAGAAAUCGAUGCAAUCAACUUUAAUCAUAUUUCUAAAUUUCUGCUUGUUCUUCGUCAAUUUCUGUUUCCACCAGCAUGUCUAGCAUUAUAUCAUUUGCUAGAAGGAGAAUGUUUUCUAUUCGAGAAACAACUCGUUAGUGAAGCAUUCUUUCGACUCUUUCGGAAAAUACUACCACAAUCUAUGGUGAAAGAUAGUGAUGUGUUUCUGUACACGCCUCAUAUUUUUUAUCAUUUAUUCGAAACUACACAGCAUUCUUCAACAAAAUUCGAUUGCUACCCAUCUGUUCAAAUUCUAUCAAAUGUCGAUGAUCAAUUUAGCAUCAAGGACUUAAUCCAUGAACAAAAAGAAGAGAGAAUCAAUGGGAAUUCUGUGUGCCAAUCUGAUUUAAUUGCUCUUCUUGCAUGGAUGAGACAACAAUCAGAUGAAGAUAUUAGUAAAAAAUUUUUUAAAAAUUAUCGCAUAUGGGUUCCCAUUGAACAGAACAAUAUGUUUUCUAUUGGUAAUGUUUUUGAACAGCGAUCAAAAAUUUUUAGGCUUUCAGAAGAGGAAAUUAAUAAUAUUCAUAAUCAUCUGAAACAAAACCGUAUUUAUCGCCAAUUCACAUUUGCAAACUUGUCGACUUUCGACAAGAGUAAACAUAAUCAGUUCGUCCUACUUAAAAGUAAUCAUGUUGUGUAUCUGAUUGAACAAGAGAAAAGUGGAGAUAAUUAUAAAUGCUUUGAUCCUUUCGGAGAUCAACCACGAAAUACUUUCAAAAAGGAAGAUAUUGCCAAUGAUGAUGAAUUGAACCAAUAUUCUUAUUUUCCUGUUCGAAAAAGUUUAGAAGACACACGACUUAUCAAACAGAUUACUGUCUUGCUGUUCGAUGUUAGUAGUUCAAUGAAGUCAAUGGUAGGAAAUCAACGAGACAACCAGCAAAGCUUACUUGAUCUUAGUACUAUUGCACUUGGUAUAUGGUGUGAUAAAAUUAUUGGCUACCAAUUUUCGCAAGCUAUUGGACUUAUAUAUUUUGGUGCUAAUGGCAUUCCAAUUAAUCAGAAGUGUCCAAUCUCGAAAGAUCUGAGCCAACUUGAGAAGGCAUCAAGCAAUCUACCAAGAUGUGGCGACACGACUCCUAUGUACGAUGCCAUCGAAAUGGCUAUUCAAUCAAUUAUUAGCUUUCGCAAGCAUAACGAAAAGCAAUUGAGUACUGAAUGUCGUUCUCUGAUUGUUUGUUUUUCAGAUGGUGAAGACAAUAGCAGUGUAAAAGCAUCAUUUGAAACAAUUAAAUCGAAAUUAAAAAAUGAAAAGAUUGUUUUCGAUACCAUUGCGUUUAUGAAACAUGAAUCGUCAAACCUAGUUCAACUCUGUGAGGCUACAAAAGGAUUCUACUAUAUAAAUGUACCUUAUGAUAAAAUGGAGAUGACAAAGUUAUUUGAACGCGAAGCAUCACUUAUGGUUUGCUUACGUGAUGAGAAGUCACAUGUAAAAGUUGAAAAACCAGAAGUUCGUCCAACAGAAAAGCUUUAUCAACCUGCCAUUAAUGUUAGGAACGCCAAAAUGAAUAUAAAUCAAGUGUUGACCAUGUCAAAUCGUAAGGUAUCAAAAGAACUUGAUGAUUUGAAAAAAUCAUCUUUAGAUAAUUUUACUGUGUUUUUAACGGAAGAAAAUCUACUCUUCUGGAAAGUUAUUAUGAAAGGACCUGAUGGUACACCAUAUGCCGGUUAUUAUUGGUUGCUGUCAGUAGAAUUUUCAUCUGACUUUCCUUUUCAGCCACCUAAUAUACGCUUCAUAACGCCUAUUUAUCAUUGUAAUAUCAAUGAUGAUGGUCGCAUCGGUCAUGGUANUGUCAUGAUAUUUUACAAAGCAAAUGGACUCCUCAGACGACAAUGCGGGUUGUAUUUCAAGAGAUACUCAAUUUAA